CUCCUUUCUCUCUCUCUCUAUCCCUAAUUCCAUUUCUCUUCUUCAGAUCUCUCUCUCUCAAACUGAGUGAGAGGUUGCAGAAACGCAAAAUCAAAUCCCCAAACAGGUGAAAAGAGAAUCGUCAGCGACGGGAGGGAAAGAAAACAAAGUGGCAUUUGGAAAAGCAGAUGUCUCAUGUGAGAUGAAGAAGAAGAAGUCUCACUGUUUUGCUCUUGCGGUCGUCCUCAUUGCUGUUUUUUGCGGUGUUUGUUCCGGUGAGGAGGUGUCCUUCUCCGGCCAUGACUCUCUCACUGACCAGGAAGUGCUUUACAUCAAGCAGCGGCAGCUUCUGUACUACAGGGACGAGUUUGGCGACAGAGGAGAGUACGUCACCGUCGAUCCUUCACUUGUGUUUGAGAACCAGAGAAUUAGACAAGCUUACAUAGCUCUUCAAGCUUGGAAGCAAGCGAUUCUCUCCGAUCCUAACAAUUUUACUGUCAACUGGGUUGGAUCUGAUGUGUGUAACUACACUGGUGUUUUCUGUACUCGGGCACUUGAUGACCCUAAGAUCCGGACCGUCGCCGGCAUUGAUCUCAACCACGCAGACAUCGCCGGGUACUUACCGGAGGAGCUCGGGUUGUUGACUGAUCUUGCAUUGUUCCACAUCAACACCAAUCGGUUUUGUGGUACUGUUCCUCAUAACUUCAAGGACUUGAAGCUACUGUUCGAGCUGGAUAUUAGUAACAAUCGGUUUGCUGGUAAGUUUCCGGCGGUGGUUCUGCAGCUGCCGACUCUUAAGUUCUUGGAUCUGAGGUUUAAUGAAUUUGAAGGAUCUGUGCCGAAAGAGCUUUUCGAUAAGCCUCUGGACGCGGUGUUCAUUAAUGACAAUCGGUUCAAGUUCGAGCUGCCAGACAAUUUCGGCAAUUCGCCGGUGUCGGUAAUCGUCCUUGCCAACAACAAGUUUCAUGGAUGUCUCCCGCCUAGUCUCGUUAACAUGCCCAAUCUCAAUGAGAUAAUUUUCUUGAACAAUGGGUUGAGAUCUUGCUUGCCGAAGGAGAUUGGCAGGCUCAAGAACGUGACUGUUUUCGAUGUCGGCUUCAACGAGUUAAUGGGAACAUUGCCGGACACAAUUGGAGGAAUGUUGAGUCUUGAGCAGCUUAAUGUGGCACACAAUAUGCUCUCCGGCCAAAUUCCGGCGAGCAUUUGUAAGUUGCCUAAGCUGGAGAACUUUACCAUCUCUUACAACUACUUUACUGGAGAGCCACCAAUUUGCUUGAAGUUGCCGGCAUUCAACGACAAAAGAAACUGCUUGCCCGCCAGGCCUUUCCAGAGAAGCGCGGCGCAAUGUAAGUCUUUCUUGUCUAGGCAUGUGGACUGCAACUCAUUUAGAUGUGUUCCUUUUGUUCCAAGCAUACCUACUCCCCCACCACCUUCUCCGCCAAUGCCGAGCUACUCACCUCCGCCACCACCUCCACCAUCACCUCCACCACCGCCACCACCAGUCUACUCACCACCUCCUCCUCCCCCAUCACCUUCUCCACCACCACCACCAGUUUACUUCCCUCCACCACCACCACCUUCCCCACCUCCUCCACCCUCACCGCCGCCGCCCUAUCCUUCACCGCCUCCACCAUCGCCUCCACCGCCCUCGCCUACAUACUGUGUGCGUUCCCCACCUCCUCCGCCACCAAAUUCACCACCACCUCCACCUCCUUUGUUCUCUCCACCUCCACCAGUGCCGUAUUACUAUACCUCCCCACCACCGCCACAACAUUCACCACCUCCACCACCUCACUCACCACCACCGCCUCCCCAUUCACCACCUCCGCCAAUUUAUCCAUACUUAUCACCACCGCCCCCACCAACUCCUGUUUAUUCUCCCCCUCCUCCUGUCCAUUCACCACCACCACCAUCACCACCUCCAUGCAUAGAGCCACCUCCUCCACCACCCCCAUGUGUUGAGCACUCUCCUCCGCCACCAUCACCGCCCCCACCGACCCUUUACCUUCCCCCACCAUCACCAUCACCUCCACCACCCCCUCUUUAUAAAUCGCCGCCGCCACCACCCCCGCAGUAUUACCAUUCACCCCCACCACCAGUAGUCCACCAUUACCCACCGCCUCCAUUACCGUCACCUCCACCGCCAAUUCCAUGUGAAAACCCACCACCACCCAUUGUUUACCAAAGUCCAACUCCUCCGGCUCCAGUAUACGAGGGUCCAUUGCCACCAGUAGUUGGAGUUUCAUAUGCUUCUCCUCCUCCACCACCGUUCUAUUGAUUCUUUUGAGACUUUUGCUCCUCUAACCCUCAUCACAAGCCAAAAAAAAAAAAAAAAGAACUCUUCUUACAGUUGCAUUAGUUAGUGCGGCCUCUUUUUUCCUCUCCUUGCAUUUCAAUUCAAGAACCCUUCUUUCUCAUUGGGCAAUUCUCGUCGCUCGUGGAAGAGACAAUUCAAGCCUCUGCAGUUGUAGAAUUUGAUUAUCCAUGUGAUUGAUUCUUGUCAAAUUGAACACCAAAGAAGAGGUGAAAAAUAGAGAGAUUGAGAGUGAGAGGGUAAGAGGAGGAAGUCUCUCCAUAUUUAUUUGAAUUUUAUGGAUAUUUGAGUUGUUAAAUAAAAAUGGCAGAGAAAGUGUAGGUUGCAGAGAAAGUUGUAUGUAUAGAGAUGAAUGGAGACCAUAAUCAUCCAGUCUUACACAGGCAGCAGCACUCCCUAGCUGCCAGUUUGUGUGGAUUUUUAUUGUUAUUAUCUCUUCUUUCAUAUCAUACUUUUUUUUUUCUUUUGGGUUUCUCUUGUUUUCCAUUUUAUCGUAUAAUUGAUGAACAUUUUUCUUGUAUUGGUUUCCUGAAUUCCGAUCAUUUCCUUUCUUUCCCAGUUUUCUGGUUCUGUUUCUCUGUUGCAAGAUUGAAUCAUGUCAU
Molecule: messenger RNA, 2895 nt
Organism: Rubroshorea leprosula
Lineage: Eukaryota; Viridiplantae; Streptophyta; Magnoliopsida; Malvales; Dipterocarpaceae
Source: the annotation of a GenBank genome assembly